Molecule: messenger RNA, 1318 nt
Organism: Lathyrus oleraceus (garden pea)
Lineage: Eukaryota; Viridiplantae; Streptophyta; Magnoliopsida; Fabales; Fabaceae
Product: deSI-like protein At4g17486
Exons: 5
Coding region: 354-1010 (218 amino acids)
Biological process (GO): protein deubiquitination
Molecular function (GO): deubiquitinase activity
Source: RefSeq, a predicted model, not a curated record
UGAUAAAGAAGUGUGGCGAGGAACGCCCAAAAGGCAUAGCGAAAGAAGAGUUUGUCUGAUUUUAGGCUUUGUGGAACGCAUUCGAGCCACCUUACGUUUCUUCCUCAACUUCCACCCCAAAUUACUCUCCAACCCCUUUCCCUUCCCCAUUCUCCUUUCGUAAGUUUCUCUUUCUUCCAUUGCUUCUUCUCUCUAUCAUCCAUCUUUUCAUGUUUUCAAUUUCUAAUUCACUUUGUUCAACUCUUUCCUAUCCAUUUAAUCCACAUAAUUACUCGGCUACGCGAAGAAGAAUGGGGUUAUGUAUUUAGAGGAUUAGAGAAUUGGGGGAUUAGAGAAGGAGGAAAUCCUACACAAUGCCGUCUUUGCGAAGGAAUGGUAGCUUGGAAAGGGUGCGAGAGAGCGAGAAAAAGAGUAAUGCUAUGGUGUACCUUAAUGUGUAUGAUCUUACGCCUGCAAAUAAUUAUCUUUACAUGUUUGGCGUCGGGGUCUUUCAUUCUGGUGUAGAAGUGCAUGGCAUGGAAUAUGGGUUUGGAGCUCAUGAGUACUCGACGAGUGGAGUAUUUGAGGUGGAACCUAGAAGUUGUCCUGGCUUUAUCUUCCGACGUUCAGUAUUGUUAGGCAGCACUGAUAUGUCCUAUUCACAAUUCCGUUCUUUCAUCGAGCGCCUAUCCACUAAAUAUCACGGAGACACAUACCAUCUGAUUGCUAAGAAUUGCAACCAUUUUACAGAUGAAGUUUGCCAAGAGUUAACCGGAAAGCCUAUCCCUGCAUGGGUAAAUCGGUUGGCCCGUGUUGGUUCUUUUUGCAAUUGUCUUCUGCCAGAAAGCCUUCAGGUCGAGGCUGUCAGACAUCAACCCGAUCUUCUUGCACAUUCCGAUGAAGAGGAAACAGAAUCUGAAGAGCAUUCUGCGUCAGAUGAUAGUGAAGAGGAAGAUUCGAAUCACCAUUUGCUAGAACCACAGAGUGGUGUUGUCUCAUUUAUAAAGGAAAAACCAGAGGCUCCCGAAUGAUAUUUCUCGAGUUACCUUAAUUGUGAUUAUUAUUAUUAUUAUUAAUUAAUUAAUAAUAAUUUUUAUUCUUUUUAACAUCCUUCAAUUGUAUCUUUGAGUGUAAUGAAUUUUCUCAGCUGAAAUAUUUGGAGAUCCUAAAACAUGUUUUGAGUUACAAACAUAAUAGUAGUGUGUGUUGUAUGUUAUAUGAUUCAAAAUGGAAUGGCUUGUGCUGUAAAUAAAUGCUUUCAAGGUACAAACAAAAUUGAUCUGAUAUGCAGUUAAUCUGAUCAUAAUGUAGGAGACACUUAUAAGUGUAUUCGUGUGAA